AUGCCUCGUGCCAGUACCGCCCCCGGGGCGCGGCUCCGAUGUCGCCGCGCCUGUGACAGCUGCAAGCGGCGCAAGCAGAAAUGCAAUGGCGAGCAGCCCUGCACGAUCUGUAUCCAGCGGCACAAGGAGCCCGAAUGCCAUUUCUCCGACCGACCCGCGCGACUGCUCAAACCCGAGGCUAAGGACUCCACUAUGCUGCUCAGUGAACGCAUAGUGCCUUCGCCGCAGCGCGAGACGGCCAUGGACCGUUUGUUGAAUUCGCUGGAGGACCGCGGCAUGAAUUUGGAACAACAAGUCAGGGACGAGAAGGAGGGGACUGCGCCUGUUCCCAAGGUGGCGCGGCUUCUCCGUGAUGGACAGGGCAAAUUCAUGUAUAUUGGGGAUUCGGCGAGCUUGUCCUUCCUACAGAGCGUACGCCGGGUAGUGUCAUCGUCUAUCGGCCGGUGCGAUUUCACCGAGGAUAACUCGCGUCACUCCAUGCUGGAGGCCUUCCAGAGUAACUCAAGCACCCAACCUGGAUCUCUCGUCCCACCGCCCAGUCAUGAAGAGGCCCAGCGACUGGCGCGGCAAUUCGUGCUCGCGACAAGCCCUUUGUUAGACUUGUUUGACCUCGAGGAGUUCCAUCCGCGUCUGGCCAAUUGGGUGGGCAAUCCGUCCGGCGACGAAGAUACUGUCAGCUCUAUCUUCUAUCUCGUCCUCGCGAUUGGUGCGCAGGUCUCCAAUAUCAAUCAAACCCUGGCCGAACAGUACUUUAGCAGUGGUCGCCAAUUAGCCUUUUCGGCGUUUCAAGAAACCCCCAGCAUCCACACAAUUCAAUCGUACAUUUUGGUAUCGAUGUACAUGCUGGGCGCAUGCAGGCGCAACGGCGCAUUCAUGAACCUCGGCAUCGCCUUGAGAGCCGCUUAUGCGGUCGGCAUUCACCGCAAAGACGCAAAUGCGCUCUUCUGUGGGCGGGAGCGAAGGGCGAGGGAACGUGUAUGGAAGAGUCUACGGAUGAUGGAUUUGUUUCUCAGCGCAUCCUUAGGCCGUCCUCCAGCAACUUCGGACUACGACUAUGAUAUUCGGGACAGUGCUCUUGUAUCCGGAGACCACCAGCAUAACCUGACCUCUGAGCAGCAGGUUUCGGGGGCUGUCAUAUCGCUGUGUCGCAUCUUCGAGCGCAUCUUGACAGAUGUCUAUAUGAAGCAAGUUAUAUCGAUCAACGUGGCCGAAGCUAUCUCCGACCAACACCGCACUUGGGUCCGUAGUCUGCCUACAGCUCUCAAGGCGCAGACAGAGCGACCAGACAACAAGACCAUGGAAGAUAGCCUAGCUGCGGCUCACGUCUUCGGGUCGUACUAUUGGUCGAUCAUCCUCCUCACACGACCCUUUCUCGUCUAUCUCGUGGCUCAAUACGUGAAAAGCAAAGCAGACCCUUGUCCUUCGGCCGAUCUGCGUAACAGCAGCUCCCGCGUCUCCCUUUUCGCCGAUGCAUGCGUCCACUCUGCCAUACGCGGUUUAGACGUGGUCGACGACCUCGCCCGGUUCGCUUCUCUCCCGCGCCGUCUCCCAUUCCUGAUCAAUUCGGCCUUUAACUCGGCCGUCGUUCUCGGUGCUGUCUUCUUCGCUGAUUACGAUACUCGUUAUCCGCUAGAAGCGGGCCUGACCAAAGCAGAAAACUUCCUCGGCUUAUUCGUCCCCCACGAUCCUCAUGCAUGCCGUUUCCUUCAGAUCGUCAAAUACCUCCGCGGCGCUGUAGCGGAGUAUGUCCAGCGGCGCAACCGCCAGUGGAUGGAGCGCCGCAGCAGGCAAGUCGACCAGCUCUUCGGUCAGGUCGGCGGUGGCUCUGAUCCUGCGGACCCCCUCGCUACCCGUGAACUUCCUCCACCCACCCCGUCUGGCCAAUCCCAGCAACCCCCCGCCGUACCUCCGCCAACCGAGCCCGGUAAAUUGCCCGGAACUACACCUUCCUCCUUGUUUGCUACACAGCCAGCGGGGUCAGCGGGCUUCCAGCCACCUGGCACGGAGGCCUGGGACACCCUCUCGUACGGACCCGACGAGACGCCUUUGUCCUAUGAUGCUGCCAUCUCGGCGCUCACAACGUCGGGCAUUCCAGUUGGCUGCUCUCCAGGCGGCACCAUUCCAUCUGGACAGCCACCACUCUCUAGUGGUCCGUCGCCACUCUCAGAUAUGAUAUUUCCCGAAAACGGUUUGCUGUACAUGGCCGAGGACCUGCCAGUCUUCGGGAUUUGGGAUGAAGAUUGA
Messenger RNA from Penicillium canariense, 2244 nucleotides. RefSeq names its product putative C6 transcription factor. The transcript has a single exon. The record is from RefSeq and is a predicted model, not a curated record. Bases 1 to 2244 code for a protein of 747 amino acids. Lineage: Eukaryota; Fungi; Ascomycota; Eurotiomycetes; Eurotiales; Aspergillaceae. Gene Ontology annotation, biological process: positive regulation of transcription from RNA polymerase II promoter by galactose; DNA-templated transcription. Gene Ontology annotation, molecular function: zinc ion binding; copper ion binding; RNA polymerase II cis-regulatory region sequence-specific DNA binding. Gene Ontology annotation, cellular component: nucleus.